Molecule: messenger RNA, 1582 nt
Organism: Daphnia pulicaria
Lineage: Eukaryota; Metazoa; Arthropoda; Branchiopoda; Diplostraca; Daphniidae
Exons: 1
Molecular function (GO): DNA binding; site-specific DNA-methyltransferase (adenine-specific) activity
Source: RefSeq, a predicted model, not a curated record
AUAUCUGGGUGCUGCCAUAAAAAGACCAGAUGGUACGACUCAAUAUUUUUUUUUCUAUUCCUCCCUUUCGGAUUAUCUUCCGCCGUUCACUGCAUAACGAAGCUGUUCAAGCCAAUUAAUGCCUUUAUUCACGAGAAAGGUAUAAGGCAUUCCAUCUUUUUAGAUGACGGUAGGAUUAUGGCUGAAAAUAAACACGAAGCAGAGAAAUAUCGUGUUUUCGUAUACAGUGUCCUAAACAAGGCGGGAUGGAUCCUAGAAACUAGAAAAUCCGAUGAGGAAGGAGACGCAAGCCAAAUUAAGAAACACAUAGGGUUCAUUAUUGAUACCAGCAGCAUGACUGUUCGUCUCGGAGAACCCAAGAAGCAGCGCACUCUACAUAAAGUCUGGGAGACGAUUUCUUAUGGAUCAAAAUUGAUACCAGCCAGAGAAUUAGCUGGGACGCUUGGGAAAAUUGUGUCUACAGAGCCUGCACUCGGUCCAGUAGUAAUCAUGGCAGCGAGGGCAUCAUACAUAGACCUGGACGAGGCUAUACGGGAGAGAGGGUGGAAUACCCAGUUGAAGAUAAGUAGGGAGUCGCUAGAUGGACUGAAAUUCUUCGCUGAGAAUUGCGAAGAUUUUGACAAUGCACCAAUCAGAUCUUCGGCAACCGAAAUAUCGGUAUUAUCAAUCAUGGGACCACCAAGCGCAUUCAUGAAAUCAAGUUUUGUAGCCAAUCACGUGUGGACGGACGAAGAAAACAUCUGGGCCAGUGAUGCGUCUGGAUACGCCACCUGCGCUUAUUCAAUCAAAGGAGACCAUCUAUAUUACCACGAGAUGCUGAGCGAAAGUGAGAGAAAACUAUCAUCGGGGCACAGAGAACUACUUGCGGUUACAAGAACGCUGGAACACUAUGAACGCAUAGACACAGCGAAUAAAAAAGCCACGAAUGUGUACUGGCUCACCGACAGUGAGAACUUGGUUACUUUCCUAACAAAAGGAUCGGGAAAAAGCCAUAUCCAAAAAGAAGUGUUUCGAGCCAUGACUCUCUGCAAAAAACUCAACUUUAGAAUAAUUCCGAUCCAUUUGUUGCGGGAGGACCCACGCAUCAAGUUUGCAGAUGACGGCUCAAAAACGGUCGACACGGACGACUGGCAGGUCGACGACAAGACAUUCCAAAAAAGUAAUCAGGAAUAUAAUUUCACGUUUGACUUGUUUGCUUCCAAUCAAAACAAAAAAUGCAAGAGAUUCUAUAGCAAUUUUUACUGUCCCGGCACAUCCAGUAUAGACGCAUUCUCACAUUCGUGGGACGGGGAGAUCGCCUGGAUCUGCUCACCCAUAAAAGAAGUGACUAGGAUCAUCAGGAGAUUGAGAAAUUUAAGGACAACUGGAGUGCUUUUCGUUCCGGAAUGGAAGACAUCGGACUACUGGGUGGAACUUUUUGACAGCGAAGGCGAGAUGUCAUUGCCGUUUACACGCAUAGACAUUUGCAGGCCGUUUAUCAUCCAAAACACUUAUGAUCGCCGAUCACCCUUUGCAGGGCGAACGACUUUCAAUUUCCUAAAGAUCAGUUUCAACGCAUGUUAACAUGAAAAAUACUGCGCCG